Plasmodium malariae is the source of this 825-nucleotide messenger RNA. RefSeq names its product fam-l protein. NCBI's taxonomy places the organism in Eukaryota, Apicomplexa, Aconoidasida, Haemosporida, Plasmodiidae. The record is from RefSeq and is a predicted model, not a curated record. The coding region runs from base 1 to 825 and encodes 274 amino acids. The transcript has 2 exons.
AUGGAAAAAAAAAUUAAAUCAACUUUAUUUAGUAAAAUUAUUUUCUUUAUCGUUUUAACUUGGAUAUGCCACCAUAAUGAUGACGUAAGUACGUUUAACAAAUUAUGGUAUAAUAACUACACAUAUGAUAAAAAAUUAUAUAGAGAAACCUAUAGGUUACUAUCAAUAUGUGAGAAGUAUAAUAAUUCUAGUAUUAGAAGUUUAAAAGAAACAAUGCCAAAUAAUGGAUUCAACAGUGAAAAUUAUAUAUUUAAUAAUGAAAAAGGAGACAUAAAAAAAAACAAAAGAUCAAAUGUAAGUUCAUCCAAAAAUGUUCAAGGAAAUAAAGAAGCUAUGAAAAAUAAAUCUUGUAUAUUCGAAACAAAAAGUUAUUCCCGUUUAGAAAAAAAUUUAUUCAAAGAACUGGAUUACGUGAAUUUUCUUAAGAAUAACAGAACAAUUAGUGACGAGUUGUACAAGAAAAUAUUAUGUAAAAUAUAUGGAUUACGACUUUCAUUGCCUUUAGUGUUUCUCUUGUUGUUAUCAAUAUUAUUCAUAUUAGAUUAUUCUUGUGGUUAUGGGCUUAUAAAUGGGUUGUUUGGGAUAAUGAAUCUCCGUUCAAAAGAGUGGUUGAAAGCUUUACAUAAUAGGUUGUUUGAAUCUCCUUUAAAGUGGAUGGGUGUAAUAUUAGAAAGUAAUAAUAAGGCCACUAUUGUCUCGUUUUUUUUUAGAACUCUAAUAUAUUACAUACCAUUAAUUAUAUUAGGUAUAACACUUAUAUUAAUGAUUUUUUAUUACCACAAAAAAGUUAUAAAAUAUCAGAAAAUUAAGUACAGAAAAAGGUAA